AGGAAACAGCCGGUCACUCGGACAGUCGUGGUAGUGGCGCGUCUGCAGACAGACCGAGAGCGAUGGACGAAGCGUCGCUCGAGCUAGACCCGGCGGUCGCCGUGGAACCCUCGUCCAAGAAGCGGCCCCUGGCCAACACCUUCGCCGCCAAGAAGACGGUCGCCCAGGGGAUGAUGGACAUCGCCCUUCUGACUGCCAACGCUAAUCAACUGAGAUUCGUGUUGGAGUACAGCUCCAACUCCAAGACCUACUAUUUGGUCAUCGUCCUCAUCUCGAUCAGCCUUAUAUUGCAGGUGGCGGUAGGAGUCUCCCUUAUCUUCAAGGGUCGCUGCGAUCUCAAGGGUGAUUCCAAGCUGGAGAAGGCCAACCAGAUCAACAACUACGUGGUGGUUGGAGUGUUUCUGAUCACAAUCAUCAACGUGUUCAUCGCUGCCUUCAGUAUCACGGGAGAGGCGCCCUACCGCUCCUCGUCGUAGUCCCCCAAUACUUUGCUAGAGUCUCAUAGUCAACUGAAAUUUAACAAGAGUCUCAUAGUCAACUGAUGUUAAAAAAAUCUCAUUGUCUCCUGCCUGAUAUAUUGCAGAAGUCUCAUAGUCCCCCAAUAUUUUGCCUAAAAAAACUCAUACCACCCUGAUAUUUAGCCAAAGUUAAAGUCUCCGGAUAUUUUGCCUUAAAAACUCACACUCUCCUGACAUUUAGCCAAAGUUAUAGUCCCCUGAUAUUUUGCAAAAGCUAUAGUCUCAGGGUGUAUUGCAAAAGUCUCAUACUCAAUUUAUUUUGUUAUCAGCUCAUGCUUCCUUGCCUUUGUAAUAGGUAUCAGAGUCUUUUGGCAAAUCCUAAUUAUCUCCUGAUUCUAAUAGUUUGCCAAUGUCUUGUAACAUUCUGAUCUUCGUUUUUAUAGUGGCAUACUCAAUGAUACGCACCAUAAUCUCCUGAUCUUUUGGCAAGAUCUCAAAGUCUAGUAAUAUUUUGUUACGACGAAACGCCUUGUCUUCGGAUAAAUCUUAAACCUUUGAGAGGCUCAACUCGUGAAUCUUGACUUUGACCAGAUCUCGUCGUUUCCCGUUUCUCUUAGAUGCUCGAUGAUCUCUUCGUAAUUAAAUAGGGCAUUAUACAAUACCAUUAUUAGUGUGUAACGGAUAGUAUGAACCAAAAACCUUUCCUUAGAUAACCAAAUAAUCUUGCUUUAUAAUCAGAAAGUGUUUUUAAUAAAAGUAUUUAUAUUUAAAGACUAUUACGUGUCGAUAUUUUGCCUACUUAGUUAAAAUAAGUUUUAAAUGUUAUAAGUGGCAUACAUAUAGGACAAUUCAAUACGGUAGUAGGCCUAUAAAAGAAGAUUUGUAUACGAAAAUAAUGAAUAGGAGCUUACAUUUGGGUUUGGAUUCGUUCUUUUGUAGAACAAGGUAAACUGUCAUUGCUCAAUUGUUUGAAGUCCAAAUUAGCUGCAAUUUCAGCUAGAAUCCUCAUCAAUGAACAACGAAAGAUCUGACGCAAUUGUUUGGUAUGAUGACGCAAAUGUCUGAUUCAUGUGUGUUUUGUAAUAGAUGAUAGUACCUAUGUUUAGUUUAACUUACAUUAUAUAAAUUUUAUAUCUGUUUAUGUAAGGAGUGUUGUGUAAAUAUUUAAGAGUAGGUUAUAUAAGAAGUUGCAUUAUUUGUACUGUGAUAAUUAACAUAUCUUUUUACGUUAAAGUAAAAAUAAAGAU
Macrosteles quadrilineatus (aster leafhopper) is the source of this 1705-nucleotide messenger RNA. Its product is annotated as ninjurin-A-like. The record is from RefSeq and is a predicted model, not a curated record. Gene Ontology annotation, cellular component: membrane. Gene Ontology annotation, biological process: tissue regeneration; cell adhesion. Bases 63 to 476 code for a protein of 137 amino acids. Lineage: Eukaryota; Metazoa; Arthropoda; Insecta; Hemiptera; Cicadellidae. The transcript has 2 exons.